This is a messenger RNA of Seriola aureovittata, 2805 nucleotides long. RefSeq names its product poly(U)-binding-splicing factor PUF60-like. The transcript has 12 exons. Gene Ontology annotation, biological process: alternative mRNA splicing, via spliceosome; mRNA splice site recognition; regulation of alternative mRNA splicing, via spliceosome. The record is from RefSeq and is a predicted model, not a curated record. The coding region runs from base 202 to 1785 and encodes 527 amino acids. Gene Ontology annotation, cellular component: precatalytic spliceosome; catalytic step 2 spliceosome. Gene Ontology annotation, molecular function: RNA binding. Lineage: Eukaryota; Metazoa; Chordata; Actinopteri; Carangiformes; Carangidae.
UGCUUCAUGGCGGUUACGGAGACUGCGGUAAAUAAAUUCCUUGAUAAAGAGACACUUUGACAAUUUUCAGCCACAGUGGUCAUUGCAAUUUGUUGAAUUGUUAAAGCUUCCCCAUCAGUCCUCUUCCCCUUGGGGGCUUUCCUGCCUCAGUCUGGUGGACCCAGCGAUUAGCGGGUUGCGUAGGGAGGUGAAGCUCUGACGAUGGAGAAUGGACAGGGCACAGGCUCCAAGCUUGGCCUGCCGCCUCUCACUCCAGAGCAGCAGGAGGCACUUCAGAGGGCAAAGAAGUAUGCCAUGGAACAAAGCAUUAAGAGUGUGUUGGUGAAGCAGACCAUUGCCCAUCAGCAACAACAACUCACCAACCUGCAGAUGGCAGCAGUGACAAUGGGCUUUGGAGAUCCUCUCUCACCUUUACAAUCGGUGGCAGCUCAGCGGCAACGUGCUCUAGCCAUCAUGUGUCGGGUGUAUGUGGGCUCCAUAUACUAUGAGCUUGGUGAGGACACCAUCAGACAGGCCUUUGCCCCCUUCGGCCCAAUCAAGAGCAUUGAUAUGUCUUGGGAUUCUGUUACAAUGAAACACAAGGGGUUUGCCUUUGUGGAGUAUGAUGUGCCAGAGGCUGCUCAGCUGGCUCUGGAGCAGAUGAACUCAGUCAUGUUGGGGGGGCGAAACAUUAAGGUUGGGCGGCCAAGUAACAUCGGUCAGGCGCAACCCAUCAUUGACCAGCUGGCAGAGGAGGCGCGCGCCUUUAACCGGAUCUACGUGGCAUCCGUCCACCCUGACCUGUCAGAUGAUGACAUCAAGAGUGUGUUUGAGGCCUUCGGAAGGAUCAAGUCUUGCACGUUAGCCAGAGACCCCACUACAGGGCGACACAGAGGCUUUGGCUUCAUUGAGUAUGAAAAGCCUCAGUCAGCCCUGGACGCUGUGUCUUCUAUGAACCUCUUUGACCUGGGGGGUCAGUACCUACGAGUGGGCAAAGCAGUGACUCCACCAAUGCCCCUACUGACCCCCACGACCCCUGGUGGUCUGCCACCUGCUGCAGCUGUGGCUGCGGCGGCAGCCACUGCUAAGAUAACGGCCCAGGCAAGUAUGAAUCCCUUCCAAAGGGAUUUAAUGGCCUUCCAGGAGGCUGUAGCCGGCGCAUCAGUCUUGGGGGCGUUAGCUGCGCCCCAACUUCUCGGUCAGCAAAUGGGAAUACCUCAGGCUGUCAUGGCUGCCCAGGCACCAGGGGUCAUCACAGGUGUGACUCCGGUGCGUCCUCCCAUACCAGUGCUUCCCCAGGUUGGUCUUGUGAACCCAGUGCUUGCAUCACCGCCAGUCCUGUCUAAUCAAGCUGGUGGCUCCAACCAACAAGAGAAGAAAGAGGAGAAAGAAGAGAUGCUUCAGGAUGGUACAGGGCAGGAGAUGUUGAGUGACCAAGAGCACAUGAGCAUCUCAGGCAGCAGUGCCAGGCAUAUGGUGAUGCAGAAACUGCUUAGAAAAUCAGAGUCCACUGUGAUGGUGCUUCGAAAUAUGGUUGGACCAGAGGACAUUGAUGACGACCUGGAGGGUGAGGUGACGGAAGAGUGUGGCAAAUUUGGCUCUGUCAACAGAGUCAUUAUUUACCAGGAAAAGCAAGGAGAAGAGGAGGAUGCAGAUAUCAUUGUCAAAAUCUUUGUAGAGUUUUCCAUGGCCUCAGAGAUGAACAAAGCUAUCCAGGCCCUCAAUGACCGCUGGUUCGGGGGUCGCAAGGUUGUCGCAGAGGUGUAUGACCAAGACCGUUUCAACAGCAGUGACCUGUCUGCAUAAAAUGUCUGAAAUGGUUCACCAGCACCCACCCCCCAUACCUGUCGCCCAAACUCAUUUCAGCCACAGUCAUUGCAGCUAGAGAUGAGGGUCUCCGAAACUUGUAAUUAUGUUUUUAUUUUCUUUUUUUAAAUUGCUGUUGAUAUUAAUGUUAAACGCCCCAUCGGGGGGAUUCAUUCAGAAUACUUCGUGUCAGAUUUUGCUUUGUGAUCUGUGAAAACUCCCUUUUUGGUGCAAGUUUCAAAUUUUUGUAAUCCAGUCUUGUAAAACAUUUAGGUUAUCUUGCUUUAGUUCCUUUUUUUUUCUUUCAUGAAAAUGCCGGGACAUGUAAACACUUUUUCUUUCUAUGAUUAAAGGUUAUUGUUUGUCCAAAAAAGUGUGAUGCAAAUUGUUUUUAUUAAGGUUUGUGAAAGAAGUAUCCUUUUGAAGAUGUAUUUGUACAUACGCUUGUGUGUUCUGGUUGUAGAACAUAGCAUUUGAUUACGAAGUAAAAACAUUCUAAAGCAACUACUGCUUAGUUGUAUUUGUACAGGGGGAAAACAACUUUCCAAACACCUUACAGUAUAAUCAUCUGACUUUGAACAGAGGUAUUUUCCUUAAUGGUCAUUUUUGAGGCCUUUGUUUGUAGAGAUUGUAAGCAAAUACUGUAUUUUGCCUGUAUUUUACAAAUUGUGGCCGAGGUCUGCUUAUAACUACUGUAACUCUGAAAGUCAGCUCUCCUUUUUGGCAUACUGCAUGUGGUCAUCUUUUUUGAAAUGCCUGACCACAAUGAGUUUGUAUUUAGAAACAUCUUUAAUUAUCUUACAAUGCAAUUGGGAGAGUGUUUAUCUUUGCUAGGUUUUAUAGUCCUUCAUCUCUGCAGUAGCUUUAUUUGUGCCACUGUCCAACCAAACAGUUAUUGGAGAAUAUAAGUGGUUGUUUCACAAAUUCAGUGCUUGUAUUGAAUAACACUCUGAUGAGAAAGAUAAUUGCUUAACAUGUCAUUAAACUGUAAAAGCAACUGUUGAAGUCAUGAAAAUCAAA